UUUCUUCUUCUAAUAAUUAUACUCCAAUCUUAAGUGAACUUAAUCAGGAAAUUUCAAUCUUUAACCUGUCUAAUAUUAUUGAAGAGCUUGUUAAAUUAUAUAAAAAAUUAUUCAAAACACAAAUUAAUGAUCAUAAAGAAGAUGAUAAUAGUACAAAACCUUUAAUU
This is a messenger RNA of Cetraspora pellucida, 167 nucleotides long. The record is from the annotation of a GenBank genome assembly. Lineage: Eukaryota; Fungi; Glomeromycota; Glomeromycetes; Diversisporales; Gigasporaceae.